This is a messenger RNA of Annulohypoxylon maeteangense, 2062 nucleotides long. RefSeq names its product cytochrome P450. Gene Ontology annotation, molecular function: monooxygenase activity; heme binding; iron ion binding. Lineage: Eukaryota; Fungi; Ascomycota; Sordariomycetes; Xylariales; Hypoxylaceae. The transcript has a single exon. Bases 313 to 1905 code for a protein of 530 amino acids. The record is from RefSeq and is a predicted model, not a curated record.
GGUUCUAGCGGAUUUCUUUACCCCUUUUACUAAAUCUGAAAUCUAGGAUCGUUUACUGCGAAACCGCAAUUCAUGUGAGUGGCCAUGUGGAUGGUUUUUUGGGUAUCAACGUUUGGAUGUUUCGCGAUCUAUAAUCUACACUAGAUUUGAUAAUAUCUUUAAAGAUAUCGAGAUGGAGGAUCAAAUAACGAUUUAUGAUUUAACCUGGAAGGCCGGCCCUUCACAAGACUUCUCAAGUCCAGGGCUAUUUAAUCUUCCAAAGUCAUAACCUACCUGGGUUACUACCUACAGUGGUUAUCCCUAUACGCAAACAUGGCUCCGAACAUAGCUUUCUCGGCUCCAUACGCGGCAGGAGUAGCAUUGCUAUGCCUCCUAUACUUUGUUGUGUAUCCUGUCGUCGUUUACCUUCGCGAUGUAAAGGGCCUUCGUCGCUUUCAUAACAUGACCCCCUUAUCGGGUAUCACAGCAAUCCCUUUCAUGAUACUCGCUCAUGGCGGCGCCCGCUCCACAUACCUCUCCAAGAUGCACAAGAAAUAUCCCGUAAUUCGAACUGGACCAAAUACUCUCUCUUACGGGGAUUUAAGGGCAAUCAAGGAUAUUUACGGUCAUAAUACCCCUUGCACGAAGGAUACCUCUUACAUCAUAACCUCUGGAUCUCACUACCAUCUUGCCGAUGUCAUUGAUCGACAAGAUCAUUCUCGAAAACGCAAGGUUUUAUCCGCCGCAUACGCUAUCAAGAAUCUUGAGGAAUGGGAGCAUAAAGUCGCGGAUAAAACCGCACGGAUGAUCAAGCACUUCGACAAAUGUUGCACUGCACCUCUGCCGGCAGGCCAAAUACCAGCACCUGAAGAUGUCAACCUCGAUUAUCGAACCUGGACCAACUUCUUCAGUCUCGACGCCAUCGCUGACAUCGGUCUCUCCGAAAAACUCGGCUUCCUCGAUCGUGGCCACGACCGCAUCACCGGUCGAAGACUAGACGGAACGAAAUACGAGUGUAACUAUCGGGAAUGUCUUUACCAAAACGCCAGAAAACAAUCCUUGCUCGUGUGGCCGUACGCCUGGUACCCCUUCAUCAACAAAGUUGCCAACAUAAUCCCCUUCUACGGACGCAUGGGCAAGCUCGGCCGCGACUGGGACGGCAUACCGCUAGAGCUCUCCCACCGUCGACUAGACCGCUACCGCGCGGGCGAAAAACUCGACGACUUCUUCCAAGCGCUGAUGGAAGACAAAGGCGGCAAGCCAAACAACCUGGAGUGGGGCGAGAUCGUCGCCGAAGUCAGCAUCAUGAUGAACGCCGGCAGCGCGACGACCGCCAUCGCCAUGACCAACGUGCUCUUCCAGCUUCUCAAGAACCCAGCCACAAUGGACAAGCUCGUCGAAGAGCUCGACGCAGCGCUCGAAGGCGAUGAUCUAGAGGAAGAAGCCGUUGUCGCGUACGAUAAAGUCAAGCAUCUCCCGUACCUGCGCGCCUGUCUAGACGAAUCCCUCCGCAUCUUCCCACCCACCCCGCACGGCCUACCGCGCGAAACCCCGCCCGACGGCAUCAAUAUCAUGGGCGACUACAUCCCGGGCGGGGUGACAGUCGCCAUCUCCGCGUUCGUCGCGCACAGGAACGAGGCGUACUUCCCACAAGCGGACAAGUUCAUCCCCGAGCGCUGGCUCGGCGAGGAGGGGAAGAGGCUGCAGCCGUAUUUCCUGGCGUUUUCGGCGGGCGCGAGAGGCUGUAUUGGUAGGAAUAUCUCGUACCUCGAACAGACGGUGGUCUUGGCUUCCGUGCUCAGGAGGUACAGAUUUGCCCUCCCGUCCCCGGCGUUCGAGCUCGAGAGGUUGGAGACUAUGAAUUGGCUUAUUAAGGAUAUGCCGGUUAAGAUUUGGAGGAGGAGGGAUGAGGGGUUGGGGGAGUGAGAGAGUAGGUGGUUGGGUUGGGUGCAUUUGUCACCUCUUUUCAUGGUUGGGAGGUCAUAGCAUAUUAGGCAUUGAGUUGGGAUCUUGUGUUGAAGGUUUAGUGUACUGGGAGGACUGGUAAGGUCCGGUCAGAUCGGAGUUUAGCCCGUGGUAAACC